AUGGAUGGCGGCGCUGGAAAGGAUGCGCGGCAGCUUCUCGGCACAUUCAAGUAUCCUGCGGCCAACCGGUCCAAGAUCUCUUAUGGUCAGAGAAGGGUUGGCUCGCAAGCAAAGGGAGCCUCCCAGCCCGAAUGGCGUUCACAAAGGAGUCGGUUCAAUGAUCUUAAAGAUAGCACGGUUCAAAUGCCAGCGGAUGAGGAUGAUCUGCCUCUUGAUGCAUUUGCGGCUACAACUCCCAGUUGCCCAUCCCGUGGGUUGGCUUCGAGCUCCCCCGGAAUGAGGUUUCAAGUUGAGAGCCCCUUAACCGGCGUACAGCAUCGAAGGAGAGCGGGACCCGUCACCCGAUCAAGCUACCGCGAAGUUACGAGCCCCCAUUGGCAAUCCAGCACGACGCUCUUGUCGCCUCAUGCUCCUGGUCUGCCUGGUGGCUUAGGUUCAGACAUUGAACCUUCCGAAAUACAACUUGGUCAUGCUCCCCCAGUGAUACAAGGGAUCCCGCUUGUACCCACCCAUGAUCUACCAGAUCGUUUUCGAUCUAUAUUUUCCUUUUCUGUUUUCAACGCCAUCCAAUCGAAAUGCUUCGGUCCGAUUUACCAAAAGGAUGAUAAUUUUGUGCUCUCUGCACCCACUGGGAGUGGAAAGACAGUGGUGAUGGAGCUUGCUAUCUGUAGACUACUCGCAACCAUCAAGGAUAGCAGGUUUAAGGUGGUUUAUCAAGCACCCACCAAGUCUCUCUGCUCAGAACGGUUUCGUGACUGGCGAGCAAAAUUUGCUGCCCUUGAUCUUCAGUGUGCCGAACUCACCGGUGAUACUGAUCAAACUCAGCUUAGGAGCGUUCAACAUGCGAGUAUAAUCAUCACUACUCCUGAGAAGUGGGACAGUAUGACAAGAAAGUGGAAGGACCAUGUACGUCUUAUGCAACUCAUCAAGUUGUUUCUCAUCGACGAGGUCCACAUUUUGAAAGAGACUCGUGGAGCAACUCUGGAAGCCGUAGUCUCAAGGAUGAAGUCGGUGAAUUCGAAUGUUAGAUUUGUUGCCCUGAGCGCCACAGUUCCUAACUCGGAGGAUAUUGCAACAUGGUUAGGGAAAGAUCCUACUAACCAGCAUCUGCCCGCUCACCGUGAACGAUUUGGGGAAGAGUUCCGCCCUGUCAAACUCCAGAAAUUUGUUUACGGAUAUCACUCCAUCGGCAAUGAUUUUGCUUUCGAUAAAGUGUGUGACUCAAAGCUGCCUGAAGUUAUCUCAAAGCAUUCACAGAGAAAACCCAUAAUGAUUUUCUGUUGUACUCGUAAUUCCGCAAUCACGACCUCAAAGAAUCUAGCAAAGUUGUGGAUGGCAGCGAAUCCUCCGCACCGCUUGUGGAAUAGCCCAAAGAAAUCUAUUGUUGUUCAAAAUCAGGACCUGCAAGCCACCGUUUCUGCAGGUGUUGCUUUUCACCAUGCCGGAUUAGAUGCCAGUGACAGGCAUGCUGUCGAAUCUGGCUACCUGGAAGGGCACAUAAGCGUAAUUUGUUGCACUUCUACCCUAGCAGUUGGAGUAAACCUUCCUUGCCAUUUGGUCAUUAUAAAAAAUACUGUCUCAUGGCAGGAUAAUUGCUGCAAAGAAUAUGCCGACUUGGAGAUGAUGCAAAUGUUAGGCCGAGCCGGGCGGCCACAAUUUGAUAACAGUGCUACUGCUGUGAUCUUGACAAGAAAGGAGAGAGUUAGCUACUACCAGAAGCUGGUGACUGGGUCAGAGCCUUUGGAAAGCUGCUUACAUCUCAACCUGGUAGAUCAUUUGAAUGCUGAGAUCGGCCUAGGAACCGUGACGGACCUCGAAUCCGCAACUCGAUGGCUUUCCGGGACAUUCUUUUUCACUCGUUUGCAAAAGAACCCAACAUAUUAUAAGCUUAAGGAAGGGUGCGAUAGGACUGACGAGGAGGAGCUGAUGAGGCAGAUUUGUGAUAAAGACAUCAAACUUCUGCAAGAAUGUAUUCUUGUCACGCCUCAGUUUCCACUGAGAUCCACCGAAUUCGGAGACGCAAUGGCUCGGUAUUAUGUGAAGUUCGAGACCAUGAAAUUGUUUCUAGCCUUGCCACCAAAGGCCAAAAUGUCUGAGAUUUUAUCCGCCAUUGCCCAAGCAGAUGAGUUUAGAGAGAUCAGACUUAAACCUGGUGACAAGGCACUUUACAAAGAAAUAAACAAGGGAAAUGGAAUAAAAUUUCCCAUCAAAGUUGACAUUGGUCUUACAUCACACAAGGUUUCGUUGCUCAUCCAGUCAGAGCUGGGUGGUGUUGAGCUCCCAGCUGCAGAGCAGUAUCAGAAACACAGGCUCGCGUUUCAACAGGACAAAGGUUUGGUAUUUUCCCAUGUUAAUCGGUUGAUUCGAUGUAUUAUUGACUGCCAAAUAUCCCGUGGGGAUUCGGUGAGUACCAGACACGCUCUUGAACUUGCGCGGAGCCUUGGUGCAAAGGUUUGGGAUAACUCGCCGUUACAAAUGAAACAAAUAGACCAGAUUGGUAUUGUUGCUGUUAGGAAACUUGCAAACGCUGGCAUCAAUAGCAUCGAGUCAUUGGAGUCUGCCGAGCCUCAUCGAAUCGAUACCAUACUCAGCAAAAACCCCCCUUUUGAUUCUAGGAGAUACACCCCGGAAAAUGGCCCGUUGUCCAGUUCAAAGUGGACAUCGGAUUUGUCAAUGAGAAAGUGCCAACAUUUUUCCACCGAAAGCCAGUUUACUGCCAGCAAACUACAGAAUGGACAUGAUGUUGCCCUCAAAGCUGAGAUAACCCACAUGUACCAACACAUUACCUGCUAUGCUAUGUGCGAUGAGAUAGGUAAGCAGAUAAAUGAUAUGUUAUUGCAAUUCAUAGCUGAGUGGUGGGCUGGGAUAGCUGGAACACUCCGACAGGCAGAAUUGAAACCGAAACUACCGGAGUCACUAUUCUCGGGUUCUAGAGUCUCUACAGUGGAUUCCAUUACUCCCCUUAAAACUGAAAUUAGUGCACGGCGCAGAAACGGUAAAGACUCGGACGAGUUUUCUGAUGAUUGUCUCGAUGACGCUGAUUUAAUCGCCGUUGUGGACAAUCUAAAUGCUUCCGGCGGAAAUCGUUCCAUGACACAGCGCUCAAGUGCUUCAAAAAUAAUAUCGAAGCUUCUGAGUGAUCCCAUUUCUUUCAGCGAAUCUGAGGGCCCUACACAACUUGACAAUGGAAAAUGGGCGUGCAAUCACAGGUCUAGAUGUAAACACCUUUGCUGUCGAGAAGGGAUUGAUCGACCAUCAAAGAUUACCGGCAAGAUAGGGGCCAAGCUCCAUACAGGAAAUGUGCCGAAGAUUGAUAAAGAAUCGAAGAGUACCCGUUUAUCCGCAAAGUCAUCCAGAACAGAUGAUAGUAGAAUCCCAGGACCAAAAAGGAACACCCACAAUUCCCACGAUAUUAAAGUGGUUGACCUGACCAGUCCAGGUACUACCGUGAAGUCGACGCCGCGGUAUAAGUAUGUUAAAAAGAGGAAUGAGAAAGAUAACGAAUCGCCCGAAAAGUCCGCAUUUGUAGAACGACCAGCAACCAAGUCAAGUGGAGCAAAAGCGGUCGAGGCAAGCCACUUUGGGCACCUUGACUUUCUAUAUCCCCGUUGUGAGGAGAUGGACGACGGCAAUAACCGCUCCAGCGACUUUGGAGGCAUUAAUGUGGACGACCUCUUCCCUUCGGCAAUGGAUUUCGAUGUUCAAUCAAGCCAAAAUGAUGACAACUUCCCUAUAUAUACUAGGCCAGUAAAUGAAUUCGACUACGAUGACAAUUUUAAUAGACACACUGAAGAUGUGAUCGCUACCCACGAGUCACUGGAGAACGAACUGACGGAUUACGAGCAGUACAUCUCUUCCCCAGAAAACCAAAAUCCCAUUGCUGUUAGCCAACCGGAAAGCAGCUCAAAGUUCGAAAAUGCGGACUCGCCACAUGUUUCAUUGGACGCAACUAUUUUCUCUCCUACCGCCGUUGACCCUCUGCUUAACCAGGGUGUAAGCAGCGAUUCUUCGUUUUUCCAUACACCCCUUCCUUCGAGAACAAUGAAGAGAAUCCGUGAAAAUGAUAAAGAAAACGAGCCGUUUACGGGACCCGAUCCCAAACAACCUCGGCUUCAUAUAAGUGGUUAUUCGAGCACUGUUGGGGCCCUCGAAGGAUGGGAAGGAAUUGACAUGGCGCUGUUUGAAGAGUUCAAGGAUAUUGUGGAUUUCGUUUAA
Uncinocarpus reesii 1704 is the source of this 4215-nucleotide messenger RNA. RefSeq lists its product as uncharacterized. Bases 1 to 4215 code for a protein of 1404 amino acids. Gene Ontology annotation, molecular function: ATP binding; nucleic acid binding. The transcript has 9 exons. NCBI's taxonomy places the organism in Eukaryota, Fungi, Ascomycota, Eurotiomycetes, Onygenales, Onygenaceae. The record is from RefSeq and is a predicted model, not a curated record.